UCGUCAGCUGAUGCAGGGGAAACGUCAGUCCGGUUUACUAUCAAACAAAAUGGAUGUGAAUCAGGCAAAACAGGAGCAUCUUUUGGCUCUAAAAGUGAUGCGACUGACAAAACCGACACUGUUCACUAAUAUGCCUGUGACGUGUGAAGACAGAGACCUUCCAGGUGAUCUGUUCAGUCGACUCAUGAGGGAAGAUCCAUCUACUAUUAAAGGGGCGGAGACUUUGAUGCUCGGGGAGAUGCUGACACUACCACAGAAUUUUGGAAAUAUUUUCCUUGGCGAGACCUUCUCCAGUUACAUCAGCGUGCACAAUGACAGCAACCAAGUGGUCAAAGACAUUCUAGUAAAGGCCGACCUGCAGACCAGCUCUCAGAGGUUAAACCUGUCUGCGUCCAACUCGGCCGUCUCAGAGCUCAAACCCGAGUGCUGCAUCGAUGAUGUAAUUCAUCACGAAGUCAAGGAGAUCGGAACACACAUUCUGGUUUGUGCAGUCAGCUACACCACACAGUCUGGGGACAAACUGUACUUUAGGAAGUUUUUCAAAUUUCAGGUUUUGAAGCCUCUGGAUGUGAAGACCAAAUUCUACAAUGCUGAGAGUGACCUCAGUUCUGUGACAGAUGAGGUUUUCCUGGAGGCGCAGAUUCAGAACAUCACCACGUCUCCAAUGUUCAUGGAGAAAGUGUCUCUGGAACCUUCCAUGAUGUACAACGUCUCUGAACUCAACACUGUGACUUCGGGAAAGGAGAGUGAAUCUACCUUCGGGAAGAUGUCGUAUCUACAGCCGAUGGACACACGGCAGUACCUGUACUGCCUGAAGCCUAAGCCGGAGUUUGCUGAGAAGGCUGGGGUGAUUAAAGGCGUGACUGUAAUAGGCAAACUGGACAUUGUUUGGAAAACCAACCUCGGGGAGAGAGGACGUCUACAGACGAGCCAGCUGCAGAGAAUGGCUCCUGGUUACGGGGACGUGCGGCUCUCGCUGGAGUACAUUCCAGACACAGUCAACCUCGAAGAACCUUUUGACAUCACCUGUAAAAUCACUAAUUGCAGUGAGAGAACCAUGGACUUGCUGCUGGAGAUGUGCAAUACCCGGUCAGUGCACUGGUGUGGGGUGUCUGGCAGACAGCUGGGCAAACUGUGCCCCAGUGCCUCGCUCUCCAUCCCCCUUAAACUCCUGUCCUCUGUCCAGGGCCUGCAGAGCAUAUCCGGCCUGAGGCUCACCGAUACCUUCCUAAAAAGAACGUACGAGUAUGAUGACAUCGCCCAGGUGUGUGUGGUGUGCCCUUACCUGAGCCCAGAAAGCUGAAGCUCCGCCUCCUGCACUUUACUGCGCUAUUAUAUAUGCUAUUACAUCUCAAAGGACCAACCUCUGUGCUCCGUCUUACCACUUUUUACAUUUACAUUAUGAAGCGAUCAUGUUUUAGAAUGUUAUUUUAAAAGCCCUUAUCUUGGUUUUAAGUGUGAAUAAAAGAGCUAACUUCUGUAAGUAAAAAUAAAACCACAUAAUGCACACA
Messenger RNA from Astyanax mexicanus (Mexican tetra), 1511 nucleotides. RefSeq names its product trafficking protein particle complex subunit 13 (gene trappc13). Gene Ontology annotation, cellular component: TRAPPIII protein complex. Bases 11 to 1303 code for a protein of 430 amino acids. The record is from RefSeq and is a predicted model, not a curated record. Lineage: Eukaryota; Metazoa; Chordata; Actinopteri; Characiformes; Acestrorhamphidae. The transcript is spliced from 13 exons.